Molecule: messenger RNA, 3276 nt
Organism: Plasmodium reichenowi
Lineage: Eukaryota; Apicomplexa; Aconoidasida; Haemosporida; Plasmodiidae
Exons: 2
Coding region: 1-3276 (1091 amino acids)
Source: RefSeq, a predicted model, not a curated record
AUGCAUAUUUAUUUUUUAGUUAUUAUAUUAUUUUACAUAUAUCAAGAAUUUAUUCUUAUGAAAAAUAUGAGGUAUUUAAAAAAGAAGAGAAUUGUGUAUAUGUUUUAUUAUAUACCCUCUGUCGAAAAACAAAAUUGUAUUACAUACACUUUGAAUUCUUUGAAAAAUAUUAGUCCCUUGAAAAAAAAGAAAAAAAAUUUUCUUUUAUUGAAAAAAAGAGAUAAUGAAAAUUUAUGUAUUGACAUAUAUACAACUUUUAAUAAAAAAAGAAAAAAAAGAAAAAAAGAAAAAAAAAUAGAUCAAGACAAAUUAUUCCUUUUUCCUUUGCCUUAUGGAAAUUACAUGCUUAAUUCAAAUUUUGUUGUAAAUAGGAAAAAAAGAAAACAUUUAAAAAAUGAUAAAAGCGAGAUAAAGAAUAACUUUUUGCAUGCCAGCUCACCAGGUCAUGAUGAUGGGGGGGAUGAUCACGAGUUGGUUCUCCAAGAGAAGAGGAAAACAAAAAAAAAAAAAAAAAAAUGUAUGAAUCAUGACAAUAAAUAUAAUCAUGAAAAUAUAUCUAAUCAUGAAAAUAUAUCUAAUCAUGAAAAUAUAUCUAAUCAUGACAAUAUAUCUAAUCAUGACAAUAUAUCUAAUCAUGACAAUAUAUCUAAUCAUGACAAUAUAUCUAAUCAUGACAAUAUGUCUAAUAAUGACCAUAUAUCGAAUGAACCUGUUGAUAAUUAUAGUUCCCUAAAUAUUCUAAACGAAUACCUGAAGAAUAAAGAAUUGUUAGAAGAUAAAAACUACGAUGUAAAGAACGGAUUAAAUAAAGCACAGCUGUUAGAAGAAUAUAACAAAUUAGUACAAAUGAUAAAAGAUAGUGAUGAAAGAAAAAAGAAGGAAUGGAAAGAAAAUGAAAAAAAAGAUAUAUAUGAAAUAAAUGAACGAGUUAUUAGUAGCUCUAGAAAAUUAAAUAUAGAUAAAUUGAAAAGUGAUAUCGAAAAAAAUUUUAAAAGAGAUGAAGUGAUGGAAAAAAAAAUACAAGAUUAUAUGCAUUUAUUUAUACAAAAUGUAGAAAAGGAACGAUUUAAAGAUAUAAUGAUGAAUGAACAAGAACAUAAACAUAAUGAUUAUAUAAAUGAUAAACAUAAUGAUUAUAUAAAUGAUAAACAUAAUGAUCAUAUAAAUGAUAAACAUAAUGAUCAUAUAAAUGAUAAACAUAAUGAUAAUGUACCAAGGUAUAGUGAAGAGGAUUUACCAUCUGAUGAUAAAUAUAUAAAUAAAUCUUAUAUAGAUAAGAAAGAAAAAUAUAUAACGGAAGAUGAAUAUAUAACGGGAGAUGAAUAUAUAACGGAAGAGGAAGCACGUAUGAAUAACGAAAUUUUAAAAGAAGUAUAUAAAGGUAACUUUAAUAAUAUUGAUAAAUUUAAAUUCAAAUAUUCGAAAAGAGAUUAUGAGAAUAUGAAAAAUGAAAAAAAUGAAAAAAAUGAAAAUAUUGAAAAAAUUGAUAUGAACAAUACAUAUAAUGAUAGUUUCGAUAGUAAUAUUUAUAAAGAGGAGGAUAAAAUCAUAGAUGCUUUAUUAAAUAAAAUCCAUAAAGAAAAAACACUUUACCAUCAUAUUAAUGAAAAGGAAAAAAAAUUAUUAGAUGUAUAUGAAAAAUAUAAAAAAGAAAAGAAAAUACAAAGAAGAGAAGACUUGGAGAAUUUAAAAUAUAUAAAUAAACAAUUAGAAGAGAAACAAAAAAGAAUAAACACAAAUAGAAUUGACAUGAAUAUUAGUAGUGUUACUUAUGAGGAUGGUCGUAGAAACGAUUCGGAUGGUUCUUAUAAUAAUAAUUUAAAUAGUAAUGAAAAAAAUGAUACAUUGAUAAAUAUAAAUAAUAAUGAUGAUAAAAAUAAUGAUAAUAAAAAUAAUGAUGAUAAAAAUAAUGAUAAUAAAAAUAAUGAUAAUAAAAAUAAUGAUAAUAAAAAUAAUGAUAAUAAUGAUGAUAAUGAUGAUAAUGAGGAUGAAAUUAUUAAGAAAAACAUUUUCUUCAACAAAAUCGAUGAAAAAUUUAUAGAAAUAAAAGAAGAAGAUAUCAAAGAAAUGAGCGAACUCCAAGUCCAAGACGAAUUAAGAAAAAGAGGAUAUCCAACCUUUGGAUCUAUUGAAGAAAUAAAAACAAGAUUAUGUGAUGUUAUGAAAAUAAGACAAAAUAAUUAUAUAGAUAUAAGAAACAUUUUAAAAAAACCAGAAGAUAAUGUAUUAUCACAUAUAAGAUUAGAAAAAUUAAAAGAAAAUAUUAAAACAUAUAAAGAAAAUGAACAAUAUGGAGAUACAGAAUCUAAAAUUAAACAACUAGAUGCAUCUAUAGAAAUAUCAAAAUUUAUAAAUGAUCCUGUACAUUAUCUUCGUAUAGAUUCUACACACAAAUUUAUAAAUCAAAAUAAACCAAAAAAUAAAAAUGAUUUAUAUAAUAAUACACACACUGAUCAAACUAAUAAUAUGGAAAUUCAGUAUGACACAGAAAAUAAUAUUUUAAAAGAACCCAUUAUAAAUGAUUACAAUUUUAAUGAAGAAAUAUCCAUGGCAGAAAAAAUUAAAAAGACCUUUUCAUUUGAAAAUGAAGAAAAGUUACCUGACCAAAUAAUAACCAGAUUUAACAAUAAUAAUAAUAAUAAUAAUAAUAAUAUCGAUGGUGGUGGUAUGGAUGGUAAUGGUGUGGAUGGUAAUGGUAUGUGUGGUAAUGGUAUGGAUGAACUAGAAGAAGAAACACAAGAAAAAUAUAGAGAACAAGUUUUAAAAUACGGAAGCUUACAAGAAACAAUUGAAGAAUUUAAUUAUAAACAUAAUUUAUCUUUAGAUUUUAUUGGAGAUUUUAUUUGUAAAAGUUCAAAUGCACAUAUACAAGAUAUAAAUAAAUAUAGAUAUAAAACAAAAGAAGAAAUUGAAAAAUUAAAGGAAAAUGAUUUCUAUCAUCUUUUUGAAGAAAAUAAUUUAAACAAUAAUUUUAUUGUUUAUAAAUUUGUUAAUACAAAACAACUCAUAAAAAAUUAUUUAACUACAUCGAAUAUUGUAACACUCAUAGAGUAUGCUAAUAUAGCGGAUCCUGUUGAUAUAAUUCAUUAUUAUACACCAGAAAAUUUAUUUAUGAUUAGCGAGGAUUACAACAUAACUAUUGAUAGGGUUAUUGAUGCAUGUACAAGACUUAACAUAAAGCUGCCAUACGGAGGUGACACACAUUUAAACAAGGAAUGCUUUAAUUUUCUCACGUGUUACCUUAGCAAAUACAAACAGAUAAAAAGGAAAACAUAA